Molecule: messenger RNA, 984 nt
Organism: Oncorhynchus nerka (sockeye salmon)
Lineage: Eukaryota; Metazoa; Chordata; Actinopteri; Salmoniformes; Salmonidae
Product: MICOS complex subunit MIC19-like
Exons: 7
Coding region: 1-408 (135 amino acids)
Biological process (GO): inner mitochondrial membrane organization
Cellular component (GO): mitochondrion; MICOS complex
Source: RefSeq, a predicted model, not a curated record
AUGAAGAUCCUACAUCUAUGUGUGAAAGAUGGAGAGCGAGAGAUUACACGGAAGGCCAAGCAGCUGGAGCUCAGAGACCAGGAACUGAAGAAACAGGAUGCCUUCUACAGGGAACAGGUUGCCAGGCUGGAGGACAGGAGUGCUCAGUUCUACAAGCUGUCCACAGAGAACUACCACAAGGCUGCCGACGGAAUCAACGCAAAGUUCAAGCGGUUUGAGGUGAGUCCAGUGUGUGCUGAUGUGCAGGGUCAGAUCCUGAAGUGCUACCAGGAACACAGUGGGAAGACGCUGCUCUGCUCCACCAUCGCCUCCCGCUACCUGCAGUGUGUCAACCAAGCUAAACAGAAUGGCAAUAAUGAUCUUGCCCCGCUAUGGGCAACCGCUACAGAUAUUAGAAAAACAAGUUGAGGACUGGGGGCUAAGAGUGAGGUGCUGUGGCAUUACGGUUUAUAAACCCUUUAUCGACUGCAAAUGAGAGGAGAGGAGAGGAAGCACCAGAGAUCGCAACCCCGACUCGAGGUAGAAACAGAACCGCAACCUGACCAGAACCAGGAACACAAGACAACCAGACAACCCUGAGAGAGAUGGACACCCCUUAGCCCAACACCCUUCUCCCCCACCCCCACUGACCCCCAAACCCGUUACUCCUUCGUAAGAUCCCACCUACAGUACCUACACCCCUUCUCCAAACCCCACUCCACUGCAUGUCUAUCUCUACUACCAAGAGGGAGGAGGACAACGGUAGCACUUCCUAAAGAGUACAGUGCAGUAGCUCCAUCACGCAGCAGCAGUAGGAGCAGUGCAACUGUCCGCCAUGUUGGAGAUGCAUGAAUACAUGCAGAGACAGAGAGUUUAAGCCUAGGCGGAGUCCACCAGAACCAAUGCAGGCCCAGAGCUGAAAAUAUCCUCACGGUCUGAACCACUAUCAUUACCAACACCCAUCACCACCCAACCAGCUCACCCCUCUUAUAAAGCCACUAGUCU